Messenger RNA from Achroia grisella, 4132 nucleotides. RefSeq names its product patj homolog (gene Patj). The transcript is spliced from 16 exons. The coding region runs from base 163 to 2523 and encodes 786 amino acids. The record is from RefSeq and is a predicted model, not a curated record. Lineage: Eukaryota; Metazoa; Arthropoda; Insecta; Lepidoptera; Pyralidae. Gene Ontology annotation, molecular function: protein binding.
UCACUCUUUGUGUGCUAGUUUCCAGAACCUUAAUAUAAAUUAUAAAAUAAAAUCACUAUAGAAAUUGACAAACAAAAUAUUUUAUUCUUAAUUUCCUUUUUCUAUUUCAAAUAAACGCAAACUUAUCAAAAUUUGUUUUCAUUGAAGUCUCCAUUUUUCAUUAUGCAUCUCGGAGUAAAUAUAUCAAAUGCGUUACAACAACUGGAGAGUGUGAAGGCUGCUGUUGACCAAAGUGAUGAUCCAAAAUUAAAGGCUGCCACUAAUGAUGACUUGAAUAUGCUUAUCAAUCUUUUGGAUAGUCCCAUUUUAAGAAGUAUUGCUACUCUUCAUGACUCCGUGGGCAUGCUCGCUACUCAAGUAGCUCAUCAUCCGUCUAUUCUUCCUGGAGACUUUGAUAUAACACCAGCUGGUGAUCUUGCUUUGCAAGCAAGAAAUUUAUAUGGAGGUCAUGAAGGUGAAGAAGAACAGAGAGUUCCUCAAGUUUCUCCACCUCACAGUUUAGAAUUUGGAUCUAAUUCUGACAAUGAACGAAUCUUGGGCAUUGAUACUGCUUCUGUUGAUUCCAACAUGUCUCCUAAACAGGUCCAUGGAUUACUUGAAAUGACUCGUAAUGAUGAUUCCCUUCCUUCUACAUCUCACAAUAUAGUUGCCAGCGAUUGGGCGCAGGUUGAAAUAAUCAACUUAGUUAAUGAUGGCACUGGACUUGGAUUUGGCAUAAUUGGUGCUAGGACUAGUGGUGUUAUAGUGAAAACUAUUCUAGCUGGUGGUGUAGCCGACCGUGAUGGACGUCUUAAAUCUGGUGACCAUAUCUUACAAAUUGGAGAUGCACACCUGAUGGAGAUGGGGUCGGAGCAGGUGGCUGGAGUACUGCGCGCGUCGGGAUCACGUGUGCGGCUGGUGGUGGCGAGGCCCGUCGACCCUGCCGCGCCCCAUCACGCCCCUGCGCCAGUAGUGCCCGCCAGAUUGCUAUCGGAACCUGAAGCUUUGGAUCGGUAUCUGUUAGAUGCUGGGUUCGAACAAGUGUUUCACACGCAGCCAACGUCUCUACCUCACACCGCAACUGCAUCGAGAUUCGUGUUCGAUCAAUCGAUUACUCCACCACCCGAUUCCGAUGCAGAAUCGCCAGAAGUGGACCGGUUUACUGUGCAACUAAAGAAAGAUGAGAAUGGCCUAGGAAUUACAAUAGCGGGAUAUGUAUGCGAAAAAGAAGAAUUGUCUGGCAUAUUUGUAAAAUCAGUAACACCUGGUAGUGCGGCCGCUCUAAGUGGAAGAGUGCGGGUCAAUGAUCGCAUCGUCGCUGUCGAUGGCGUCUCGCUUGCUGGCAAGUCAAACCAGCGCGCUGUUGAUGCACUCAAGCAGAGCGGGAAUAUCGUAACCUUGGAAUUAGAGAGGUACCUGCGUGGACCGAAGUUCGAGCAGCUGCAGCAGGCGAUCGCGGCCGGUGAGAGCGCAGCGGCGACCGGAGCGGCGCCGGCGCAUAACCCCUUCCUACACAUGCACCGCGCCGACGCGCCUACUGAACACCACAUACAGAUGACACACUUGCACACUACUAUAGACGGGGCUUCCCCGCCGCACAGCCCCCCACCCGCGGCCGCCGCCCCCGGGCCCGUGGCGGCGCGCCCGCACCCGCCAUUCGAGAUGCCGCGCACCCAGGAACAGAAGGAGGCUAUCAAGCGCAAGUGGCAGGCCAUACUCGGCCCGGAGGUGGAGAUCGUGGUAGGCGUGGUGGUGCGUGGAGGCGGCGGGCUCGGCAUCUCGCUAGAGGGCACUGUUGACGUGGAGGGCGGGCGUGAGGUGCGCCCCCACCACUACGUGCGCUCCGUGCUGCCCGAGGGGCCGGUGGGGCGCGCGGGCGUGCACCGGCCCGGGGACGAGCUGCUCGAGGUGAACGGGCACCGGCUGCUGGGCAUGAACCACCUGGAGGUGGUAUCGAUCCUGAAGGAGCUGUCAAGCGAGGUGUGCAUGGUGUGCGCCCGCCCGCGCCCGCCGCCCGCCCUCGACCUCGCGCCGCCCGCUGCCACCCUCGUCAAGGCGAAGUCUGACGGCAGCCUGGCGGGCGCGGGCGCAGAAGAGGGCGGAGCGCUAGCGGCGGCCGGCAAGGUGCGCUCGCGCAGCCUCGAGCCGCUCACCGGCCUCGCCAUGUGGUCCUCCGAACCGCAGAUUAUUGAAUUGGUGAAGGGUGAGCGCGGGCUGGGCUUCUCGAUCCUGGACUACCAGGACCCGCUGCGGCCGGCGCACACGCUGGUGGUGAUCCGGUCGCUGGUGCCGGGCGGCGUCGCGCAGCAGGACGGACGCCUCAUACCCGGCGAUCGGCUGCUCUUUGUUAACGAUCAGAAUCUGGAGGACGCGAGUCUAGAGCAAGCGGUUGCGGCGCUGAAGGGCGCGCCACGUGGCGUGGUCCGCAUCGGGGUGGCGAAGCCGCUGCCGCUCGCGGACGCUCCGCCCCCGCUACCCGCCUCCGCGCCCCCCGCACGCCCCCUCGCGCCCGCCGCCCUCGCCGAUCACGUGCCUGAACCGUAAAACCAGCACCAAACGAGUACCGACUGAAUUCACUCCCCGCGGUUGAUACAUUCCUUAUGGUAAAUAUUUUAGGAAUAAUACAUUUAUUUUCUGUAAAGAAGAAUUAAAAAAAAAGAAUGAAGUUGGAGAACUGUUCAUUUAACUAGAUGAGGGAGACAGUAGCCCAAACUAGGUUUCCCUGUACUAUGCGUCUUCGGCCAUUUUUCUCUAUAUAAGACAUAAGACAAUACGAGCUAGAAACUUUCUGUUAUUUUUGGCAUUAUAUUUUUACAUAAUGAAAUCAUACUACUUAUAUAAAGCAUAUGAUAUAUUUGCCAAGUCCAUUAGUGUUUUUAAAUUUUUUUGAACGAAAUCGUUGAUGAAGAUCUUUGACAACAAUCUUUUCAAUUAAUGGAAAACUUAUACUUUCCUUUUUCUUUAUAGGUGUUAUUUCACUAAUUUAAUUUUAAGAAACAAAAUGAUUACUUAAUGAUAUGAUGGUUUUAAAAUGUAUAAAUUUAUAAAAAAUAUUGUUAUUAGAUGAGAUGAGAUUUAUAUUGUAUAAUUAAAAUUUAUAUUAUAUUGUAUAGCACGGAUUUAAAAUCUUACUGACAUUCCAUUUCUUUCAAAUAUUACAGUUACCACGUAGUAACGUGCCCGGAUUAUUUUAAUUUUAGACGUUUAUUGCGAAAAGUAAUGGUUAACAGUAUUCAUUCUGUUUCAUUUGAGUAGUCGAGUCUUUUUCCUAGUUACAUUUUUAAAUAGAAUAUGUAGUCUAAAAUUGGGCUUAAAAUUCAGCGUUUGUCGUUAUGGACCGAUCGCUUGCUUUUAAUACCAUACUUUAUUCUCACAGGAUAACGGAACCUUUUUUAAUCUGAUAACCACUACAGUGUCUUAAAAACCGAUAUAAUCGUAGAUGCAAUGGUUAGGAUUUGUGGUUCAUGUAAGAUAAACUGUAUAUGUUUAUGUAUAUGUAUACUUACAUGAACCACAAAUCUUCAGAGACAUUCUUUAAUUAAUAUGUUAUGAAUAUUUAGUUAUGUGACAUUAAAAUUGUUAAUAAGGUAUUGCUUCUAAAGUCAAAAUGCAGAUAAUCAUUGCCUAAUCACAUCUAAAUGGAGCAGGGUAGUGAUCAUAGGAUACAUGCUAUCGACUACAAUUCGAUAAAAUGAUAGUAUUACCAAUAUUUUAGCAUAAAUUAUUCGAAAACACAUAAGAAGUUUAAUUUUAAAUUUAAAUAUUCGGCAACUCCUAUAAUUAUUUAAAUGGAUUAUUCUGCGCGGUUUUCUUAUAGUUCGGUGAAAUCUUAUAGCUAUUUUUAUUAUAAUAAUAAAAUAAAAUGAACUUUUAUAUUUUUUACAGGAAUAUCUAUCAAAGUUCGGUCAAUCAUAUUACACAUAAAUUUGAGUUGUAAAACUUGUCAAAGCAAAUGAGAGACAGCUUGUAGAUUCCUUUAAAAUAAUGGUCAUUGGUGCAAUGUAUAUGUCGCAUUAUCAGGUGAAAACCUGUAGUUAUAUUAAAAUAUAAUUAGCAUUUAUAUUUUCAAGUUCAAAUCAUAACAAAGUAAAGGACAAAGUCCAAUCCAAAAUGACCUGAAAACGAACGUCAGAAUCAUUCAUUAGGCAAUUUU